AACCCAGUUCUCCAAGACAGAGCUUUGCGGAUGGCAGCCUUAUCCAGCUUCUCAGGAUCAAUCUUUGAGUAAACCCAACUUCUCAACGUCUACGUACUAGAUGAGUGACUACUCAGACUGAUUAAGGACAUUGGAAGAGUGAAGAUCGGGGAACUGUGAGUGUGAAACCUUAGUGAACAUAAGAUACUCAUACAGACGAAGGCUUUAAAUACUGUUGCUUUUACUUUAACCAGACCACUGUGAAAACUAGAAAAGCUCCUGUGACAAAAAUCAAGAAAAUCUAAUAUAAAUGAAUAAUAAUUCGACAUGCAUUCAACCAUCCGUGAUUUCUACCACAGCUUUACCAAUCACUUACAUCUUUUUAUGUAUUGUUGGUCUCUUUGGAAACUCACUUGCUCAGUGGGUAUUUUUAACAAAAAUAGGUAAGAAAACAUCAACACAUAUCUACUUGGCCAAUCUUGUGACUGCAAACUUACUUGUAUGUACUGCUAUGCCUUUCAUGGGUGCAUAUUUCUUGAGGGGUUUUUAUUGGAAAUAUCAGUCUGUACAAUGCAGACUGGUCAAUUUUUUGGGAACUCUAUCCCUGCAUGUAAGUAUGUUUGUCAGCCUCAUAAUUUUAAGCUGGAUUGCCAUAAGCCGCUAUGCUACUUUAAUGAAAAAGGAGUCCAUGCAAGAGGCCACCUCAUGCUAUGAAAGAAUAUUUUAUGGUCAUUUACUGAAAAGAUUUCGCCAGCCCAAGUUUGCCAGAGCAACGUGUAUUUACAUAUGGGGAGUUGUGCUUGUCGUAAUCAUUCCAGUUAUCCUAUACUACUCAGUGGUCGAGGCUACAGAAGACGGAGAGAGCCAUUGCUACAAUCGGCGGAUGGAACUGGGAGCCAGUCCUUCUCAGAUUGCGGGUCUCAUUGGAACCACAUUUAUUGGAUUCUCAUUUUUAGUAGUAGUGACAUCAUACUAUUCUUUUGUUAGCCAUCUGAGAAGAGUAAGAACCUGUACCUCCAUUACUGAGAGAGAUUUGACCUACAGAUCUGUGAAGAGACACCUUUUGAUUAUCCAGGUCCUCCUCGUAGUUUGCUUUCUUCCAUACAGUAUUUUUAAACCCAUUUUUUAUGUUCUGCACCAGAAGGAAGAAGACUGUCAGCAGCUGAAUUAUUUAAUAGAAGCAAAAAAUAUCCUCACAUGUCUUGCAUCUGCCAGAAGUAGUACAGACCCCAUUAUAUUUCUUUUAUUAGAUAAAACAUUCAAGAAGACGCUGUAUGAUCUCAUUACAAAAUCUUAAUUCACUGCACAUACUACCAUAUGGUUGGCUUUUGGAUAGAAAAACACCACAAAAUAGAAAAAAAUGCAUGUGACUCUAUUAGUGACAUUAACGGGCACCAUGAAAACCUCUAUGGGUUUAAAAACAAAUAUAUGCAUAAAAUGAGACUUGCAGUUCUACUUAUACUGAAAUGUGAGAUGGCGAGACUUUUGGAGACAAGUCAAGCAUACCAGAAGGAUUCUACUGUGUAUGAAGACAGACAUUUUUUGUUUGUUUUCCAUCAGUUGUGGAUCUUCUGUUCAAAACACAAUAUUUGAUGACUAUAGGAUGAAGAAGUGAAAAGGCUUAGGGGUUUGCCUGCUUUCUAAUCCAAUGCAAGUACCUAUCUAUGGUCAGAUUUGAUUUUCUUUGUAACUUGAAAAAAUAAUUACAAAAAUGUAAGUACUGGAAAAGUCAACCAGUAAGAAAUGUCUUUAUUUAAAUACCAUCUAACUGCAUGAAUAAUGCAGUGUGAAAUCAGUUUGGUAUUAUUUGGCUCAUUUUACUGGGAAAGGCAAUAUUCAAUGAUUCUAAUAUUUAAUACAUAGAUUUUAUUUACAUUUGAAUUAUACUUGUCAAAAUAAAAAACUAUACACACACACACACACACAAUCAUAUGCCCAUCUAUAUCCUAUUUUCAUAUAUUUCCAAUAUAAAUAAUGGCACUAUCAGUAAUGACAGUACCUGCUAUAGAGUUACGUUUAAUUAAUUUUUUGUAAACUAAACAAAUGAAGUAUAAAGAAGUGUAAUCAUGUUGGCUAAAUGGCUGGCCUCUGGAUUCAAACUCUCUGGGUUCAAUACAAGCUCCAUCUCUUAUUUAGCUGGAGAAUCUUGAGCAAAUUAUUUGCCCUCUUUAUAUAUUAGCUUUUUUUAAUUAUGGAACAGAAAAUAUGACCUGGUUCAUAUCACUCUUAUUAAAUCAGAUACUGUUCCUAUUGUGAGCUACCCGCUAGUCAGCACUUGUUCACUCUGUGUAUACAGUUCCCAAUUAUAAUUUUAAUCAUCACAACCACAAAGCAUGUUAAUGCACUUACUGAUGAAAAAACCCAGAUAUGAAGUUAAGUGGUUAUCCCAAUUCCUCCAGUAUUUAAGUAUAUUUAAGAAGCAAUCAUUUCUUAGUGAUAAUUUCUUUUGUGUAAUCUUGCCAGUAGGAAAAAGUGAUUAUAUUCUGUAUUGUGUAUAUUAUGAUUAAAAAUAAAACAAUGUGUUCUCCGAAUGAU
This is a messenger RNA of Rattus norvegicus (Norway rat), 2514 nucleotides long. RefSeq names its product G protein-coupled receptor 82 (gene Gpr82). Gene Ontology annotation, molecular function: G protein-coupled receptor activity. Gene Ontology annotation, biological process: signal transduction; G protein-coupled receptor signaling pathway. The transcript is spliced from 4 exons. The record is from RefSeq and is marked validated. Bases 290 to 1276 code for a protein of 328 amino acids. Lineage: Eukaryota; Metazoa; Chordata; Mammalia; Rodentia; Muridae. Gene Ontology annotation, cellular component: membrane.